Bursaphelenchus okinawaensis is the source of this 6531-nucleotide messenger RNA. The record is from the annotation of a GenBank genome assembly. NCBI's taxonomy places the organism in Eukaryota, Metazoa, Nematoda, Chromadorea, Rhabditida, Aphelenchoididae.
AUGCGACGCCUAGCGUCCCAUUUGUCAGCGAUUCGAAUAUUUUUAAACCCGCCCAGUCCACCUUCAAGUGACUGCGACUCGCCUGAAAUCGCGAUUUCUCCAAAUUGCAACCAACUCAGCUUCAAACCACCUCCGGCUAUCGUAAAUUCAACACCCACGCCCGAACCAACUGGGCUGAAUCCAUGGAUGCGGACUGCUUCACCAAGCCACUUUUUACAGGUAGGGGUGUUUUACAUUUUUUAAAUUUUUUUGGGGUUUUAAGGUUUUGACGUUGAUUUUUUAGGUAUCAAUUCGUCUUUUGUUAAUGGUAUUAAAAUUUAAGCUAAUAGUAUUGAUAUGUGAUAGAUAAAGUCUAUACAUAAGAUAGAAGUCUCAUGACGGUAGUAUUACUUCCCACCAAACUUUAAGUUGCGUAGUUGGCUAUAGUAAGGCUUCGGGUAGGGAGAAGUUAGAGUUAGUUAAAGCCAAGAUAAGGCUAAAUAGAAAUAAACAAAAGGCUAAAGUACGGUUAUGGUCAGGGCCGGGCGUGAGGGGAGGGGGUGGGGGUGGACGGGAGGGGAGAGGGAACACACCACCAAAAAAAAUUUCGAAAAAGUUGAACGUGGUUCCCCUUGUGGAUUUUUUCGACCCCCACCUCUAAACCAAAAGUCUCCGCUCGACCCUGGUUAAGGUCAAGGCUAAGUUGGGUUACGAUAGAACUAGAGCAGAGUUAAAGUAGGGCUAGAAUAAGGCCAAAAAAAAGCUAGAGUCCACUUAAUGUACAUAUAAACUAUAUUAAGGCUGAUGUUAAAGGAGUCCAGGUCGAAAUGUAGCUAUGGGGAGGCUAGUAGAGCAAAGUCUAGCAGGGAUAAGGGUAGAUUAAGGCUUUAGAAGGCCUAGGAUAAGAUUAGGUAAAACAAACAAGAUCUAAAUUUUUUCUUAAAAAGUAGGACAAGAUAAUGUUAUCAUUUUACUUUAGUUCAACAUGUACAUGUACUUUAUAUACUUUGCUCUUUCUUAACUGAGUCUGCACUCUAAUUGCAAACGUUAUUUGUUUCAUAUUACAUUUUUAUAAUAGGUCUUGUGGGAGAAGUUACGCUAGAGGAAAAUUAUAAUAGUAAGGAGUUUAGUAAUAGUAUUCUUUAGAUAGGAAGUUUAGGCUAAACUUUGCCUAAAGCUAGCAUGAGGCUUAGGACUAACUCAAGCUAAGGCUAAGCUAAGACUGCUAUAAAAUGUCAGAUUAGUAAACAGUAAUACAUCGUUUAUGCUAUAAAAUAUAUGCUACUCUUUAUGGCUUCAAAACGUUUGUUCUAUGAUUAAACGUGUCACUUAGUACAGCAAAGCCUCAGUUUAGCUUAUUAUAUUAUAAUAUUUACUUAAAUUAAGUUAAUUUUCUUUAUAGUUUUUUUUUGUAUUAGCUACUUGUCUUGUCAUUUUUAAUAAGGUAGUCUAAUAAAGUAGUGGAGAAAAUAUAAUAAUAUUGUUUACUACUAUAUAAGAAUAAAAGUGUCUAUGCCAAAUGCUCUUUGGCAUGUCUUUUGCAAAUUUAAUCGUGUUUUUAAGUUCUAGAGCUAAAUACUUUUAAAGAUAAAAGUAUGACUAAGGCUAAGCUUAAGGCUAAUUUUCAAACAAAUACUAAGGCUAAAGCUAAAGCUAAUGUAAGGCGAAAGAAUAGUUUUUUAGGUAGAAAACGUAAUUUUAAGGUUUAAAAAUUAGCUUUUAAAUUUGAAAAUUUAUUUUUGCACGUACUGAAAUGCACUAUUUACAUAGUGUAAAAGUUUGAAAGUGUAACGUAAAUGAAUUACAUUUUUUACAUUUUUAUUGCUUACCAAUACACAUUUACGUUUACUUUUACAUUUACAUUCAUAUAUAUCAUGCAUAUUCAUAAGAGCCGUGUUCUAUACUUUGUCAAACUUUCUUUGUUAUAUGAAGAAAGGUUAGUGUAGGGCGAAAAUAAGGCCAAGGUAAGGCUAGCUGUAGACUAAAGUAGAGACUAAACUAAGAUUGAGGUUGAAGCUAAGUUAGAGUUAAGGUGGAACCAGAAUAAAGCCAAAGUAGAGAGAAUAUAAGGUUAAAGAAGGGCUAGAUAAAAGUUAAGCUAGAAGCUGUAGUAAGGCUAAAGUAAGACUUAAGUUAGAGUUAAGGUAGGGCUAGAGCAGGAUUAAAAGGGGUCCAAGAUAUGAUGAUAGAAAGGCUAGAGUAGGGCAAGAGCUAAAGCAAACAUAAACUAGAAGCUAAAGCAAAUUUAAGUGUAGGGCUAACUUAGGGCUUAGAUAGGUAAAGUAUAUGAUUUGCAAUCACAAGCUAGGAUUAUAUGUAGUUAGGAGUAGGACUAAGACUAAGAAAAAAGCUAGGCAAAGGCUAAGUCUAACUAUUCUUUGUAAGACUGACUUUUCAAGUUUAAGGCUAUGAGAAUCUGUUAUACUUUUAAUCUUGUUAUUGAAGAUUAGCCAAGUUUGUUUUUUGUCUUUCAAAAUUCAGUCAUAAUAUUUUCCUAGCCCUACUUUGCUUAAAAACAUGUUUUUACAAUUUAGAGCUUAAGAACAUAAGUCAAUUAAAAUAUAACAUCCUUUCAUAACACAUAAUCAAAUUUCUAAUACAAUUUUGCAAGGCCUUAGGGCACGAGUGUCAGAUUAUUUUCUAAAUAUUUUCCUAUUAGUUUUUUGCAUUUGGAAAUGGGGAAAAAAUGUGUCACAAUUGGCUUAUUUAUUGUCAUAUGGGCUGUGGGAACUUUGUGUUACACUCCAAGCUUGUAAAUAAUGUCUGGCAAAUGUCACUCUGCAGCUAAUGUUAGGGCUAGGGUUCUGGGGUAAAACCCUAGGCUAGGGCUUCGGGCUAGGGCUCUAAGCUAAAACUCUGAACUGGGGUUGUGGCUAGGACUAGCUUUAGAGGCUUAAGCUAAUGCUCUGGGUUCUGGGCUAGGACUCUGGGCUAUUACUCUCGGACUAGAACUCUCGAGAUAGGACUCUUUGGCUAGGGCUCUGGGCUAGGACUCUUCCUUUUUAAUCUAAGACUGUGAGACAGAAAAAGGUUAGGGCUCGGGCUAUGACUUAAGUUAAAAAUAGGUCUAGGGUUCAUGCUAGGAUACAGAGGUAGGCUAGAGCUUAAGUUAGGGCUUUGAGUUAGAGCUAUGGCUUUGAGCUAGAUCUUGGACUAGAACUUAAGCUGUAAAUAAGUCUAGGGUUUAUGCUAUGUUAUAAAGGUAGGUUCAAGCUAGACAUGGAGAACGAGCCAGACCUGAGCAAUAUUUAUAUGAACUCGGGCCUGGAAAUCUCAAAAAAACCCGGCGCGGCUUGAAAAGCCCGGCCUUAACCCAAGUAAAAAAAUUUAAAUCAGGCCGGCCUAGAAAAAGCUUAAAUCAGGCUUGAUUUAACAUUCAGGCACAGGUCGUUCCCUAUGUCUAGCUAGAGCUUAAGCCAGAGCUCUGGGCUAAGGCUUUGGGCUAAGGCUUUGGGCUAGGGUUCUGGGCUAGGGCUUUGGGCUAUGGCUCUGGGCUAGGGCUCUGGGCUAGGGCUCUGGGCUAGAGUUCGGGACUAGAGCUCUGGGCUAGGGCUCUGAGCUACCACUCUUGGCUAAGGUUAUGUUUUGGACCUUUUAAUCUCAAUACUAUUUAAUACUUUCAAAUUCAGUUUUUUUUGUUUUCGGAAGACCUAAAGUUAGCCUUCUUUAUUGUUUUCUUCCUUGUCUGUUAGUAUGUUUUGGACGUUCAAUAGUAUCGUGCUGUCAUUGAAAUCUAAAUCUGAAAGCUGCUUAUUUACAGAUUCUUUAUAUAAUAGUAUUAGGCUUUUCGAAAACUUUGAAAUCUUCUUUUAUCACAUGGUUGAAGGCAUGUUUUACUUAUGGUUUUACAUUUCGUGGGCUCAUGGUAUAGUAUCUCUUAUGAUUUCCAUCUGGGCUCAUGGUAUAGUAUUCUUCCUGUAUUAGGUGCCGACAUAAAGAACCCUCCACACUUUUCCUGUAAUUUCCUGUAAAAAACGGCGGGUUCUUUAUGUCGGCACCUAAUAUAUAAACCUAUGGUUUGGAAGCUGGGGUUAGGCCUAUUUCUAUAAACUCAUGUUAUAAUCACAUAUUAUAGUAUGAUAGCUUAUUCUUAACCUCAAAUAACUAAUAUUAAUCAUCUUCAGCUUCUUACUAGAAACAUUUCUAGCUUAUUUUAACGAUUGGUACCAACACAAAGAAUCCGCCAUUUUUUUACAGUAAAUUACAGGAAAAGUAUGGCGGGUUCUUUAUGUCCGCACCUAAUAUGUUGAGUCAUGGCCAGGGCUGGACGAAGAUCGACAAUCCCUUCCUUCUUCUUUUUCUACCCUCUGUACCCUACACAAAUUUUCGAAAAUUUAAUUUUGAUCGUUUUUUUUCGUUUUCGAUUGAUUUUAAAAAAAAAUUGGUUUUUCCUGCCUCGCCCUCAAAAAAAAUUUUACCCUGCCCGAAAAAAUUUUUUAAAAAAGAUUUGAUUUUUCUUGGAAUUUUUUUAUUUUGGCUGAUGCUUUGAAAAAAAUUUUUUUAUCCACCCCCCCCUCUAAAAACUAAAAAAAAUUUUUUUUACCCUGCCCUUAAAAAAUUUAAAACAAAAUUUUUAUUUAAUAAUUUCAAAAAUAUUUUUUUUCUCUCCCUCCUCUUUCCCCACCCAAAAUUUUUUUUACCUCGCCCUUUCCUAAUAAUCUAUCCUCCCUCCUCCCCAGGGCCCCCGUCUCAAAAAACCCACCCCCAGGCCAUGACAUCUAUUGCCAAUAUUAACCAUACCUUCUCUAACCCGCUUCCUAACCUUUCCAGGUGCCACGUGACGAUUUUGCAGCUGAAGACGUGCCACGCCUCUUAUCACCCCCACCUCGACGUGCCAGUAACAUUUCGGCCUACUCGGCUUGUUCGGAAGCCUCGUCCAGUACCAUCACUACUAACAUGCUAUCGCCGGGGCUCGCGUCCGCGACGUCGCGAUCUUAUUCUUUCGCUAGCUACGCUUCCGAUGACAAUGAAACACCGCCCAACGAGCUACAGGUGCCGGGCCUCAGGCCGUUUAGCACUCAGGUGAAGCCAAGUUAACACAUGGUGAUUGGGGCUGGUUUUUUUGGUUUUGGGGGUGAUUUUAGAAAAAAAUGGCUUAUUUGAAAGUCAAAAUGACAUUUCUAAUAUAAAAUGUCACUUUAGACAUAAAACUGUGAUUUUAGGCUUAAAAACGUCAUAUUGGCGUUACAAAUAAUUGUCAAAAAUGCCAUUAUAAGGCAAAAUGUUUGAGGCUUAUAAUUGUCAAUUUAGGCUUUAAAAUGUCAUUUUAAGCUUAACAAAUAGUGCUUUAGGCUUAAAAAUGUCAUUUAAGCUUUAAAAUGUCAUUUAGACUUAAAAAUGUCAUUUUAGGCUUAAAAAUGUCAUUUUAAGCUUACAAAUGAUACUUUAAGCCUAAAAAUAACAUAUGGGGCUUAAAACUGUCAUUUAGGCUUAAAAGCUAUAUGUAGGCUUACAAAUGUCAUUUUAAGCUUAUAAAUGUCACUUUAGGCUUUUAAAUAUCGUUUUAGGCUUAAGAAUGCCAUUUUGAAACUGAAAAUGUCACCUUAAGCUUGAAGUUGCCGUUUUAGGCUUAUAAAUGGCACCUAAGCUUAAAAAUGUCAUUUUAGGCUUAAGAAUGUUAUCAUAAGUUUAUCGACGUAAGUAUGAGUUUAAAUAUGUCAUUUCAAGCUUUAAAGUUUUACUUUAAGCCUAAAAAUGUCAUAUUGGGCUUAAAAUGUCAUUUAAAAAUUUUAAAUUUUAAAAAUUAAAAAAAAAUUUAAAACUUUUCAAAUUAUCAAAUAAAGUUUAAAAAUUGUCCUUAAACUUUGCAUUAAGGCUUUAAAUGUUGCCUUUAUUUAAAAAUUUAAAAUAUUUGGCAAUUCGUUAUACAGGAGUUCUACAGUAAUUUUCAUCAAAACCUAAUUUCAAAAUUUCAGUCCACGCCAGCCGGUAAUGUCUCCCCCACCAUCCUCCUCUCACCCGUCCUCUCACGACCAGUACGCUCUCAAAGUGCCCACUCUCCACCGUUCCAACGUUCCUCCCUCAUGAUGCUGCACGGUAUGGGUCAGAGCUUCAGCAACGCGUCGGAUUCUGACACAGAAUCCAUCAAAUUCCGAAGCCUGUCACGCCAAUCAUCGCUGUUGCCGCAGCGUGCGCCCAGUCGAAGUGGGUCGAUAUUGGGCGCGCAGAUCUGUACCAUUGGUACACCGACCGGUAUGAAUGACAGUUUUAAUGGGAUGCACAGUGGAGCACAGACCCCGAGCAGUGGUGGCGUGCCCAGGUCGGCUGGUUCCUUUUCGUUUCAUUCGCCGGCAGCACAAAAGUUUUGCAGCUCGUCGUAUUCGCUGCAACGGCAUGGGAGUAGUGCGUCAGGUAGGGGUGGAUUUUAUUUUUUUUAAUUUGAAUGUGCCAGGGUAAGGUCAAAAUGUCAUAUUGCGGUGGGAAUGUUACUUUGGGCUGUAAAAUGAUGUCUUAGGCUUAAAAAUGUCAUCUUUAGUUUACAAAUGUCAUCUUAGGCUUAUAAUGUAUCUCAAGUCUAAUUAUGUUAUUUUAGGCUUACAAAUGCCAUAUUAG